Messenger RNA from Mandrillus leucophaeus (drill), 2380 nucleotides. RefSeq names its product transducin-like enhancer of split 2 (gene TLE2). The record is from RefSeq and is a predicted model, not a curated record. Gene Ontology annotation, biological process: negative regulation of canonical Wnt signaling pathway; regulation of DNA-templated transcription. Gene Ontology annotation, cellular component: transcription regulator complex; nucleus. Lineage: Eukaryota; Metazoa; Chordata; Mammalia; Primates; Cercopithecidae. Gene Ontology annotation, molecular function: transcription corepressor activity; protein binding. The transcript has 20 exons.
AUGGCACAGUCUCAGCUCACUGCAAUCUCCGCCUCCCAGGAUUCUCCUGCCUCAGCCUCCUGAACCCCGCUCCAGUCCGGCCAGCCCUUCAAGUUCUCGAUCUUGGAGAUCUGCGACCGCAUCAAAGAAGAAUUCCAGUUUCUCCAGGCUCAGUACCACAGCCUCAAGCUAGAAUGUGAGAAGCUGGCCAGUGAGAAGACGGAAAUGCAGCGACAUUAUGUCAUGUAUUAUGAGAUGUCUUAUGGGCUCAACAUUGAAAUGCAUAAGCAGGCGGAGAUUGUGAAGCGUCUGAGCGGUAUCUGCGCUCAGAUUAUCCCCUUCCUGACCCAGGAGCAUCAGCAGCAGGUGCUCCAGGCCGUAGAGCGCGCCAAGCAGGUCACCGUUGGGGAACUGAACAGCCUCAUUGGGCAGCAGCAGCUCCAGCCGCUGUCCCAUCACGCACCCCCUGUGCCCCUCACCCCCCGCCCAGCCGGGCUGGUGGGUGGCAGUGCUACGGGGCUGCUCGCCCUCUCUGGAGCCCUGGCUGCCCAGGCUCAGUUGGCUGCGGCUGUCAAGGAGGACCGUGUGGGCGUGGAGGCCGAGGGGUCCAGAGUGGAGAGAGCCCCGAGCAGGAGUGCGUCUCCCUCGCCUCCUGAGAGUCUCGUGGAGGAGGAGCGACCGAGUGGCCCUGGUGGUGGUGGGAAGCAGAGAGCAGAUGAGAAGGAGCUGUCAGGACCUUAUGAAAGUGACGAAGACAAGAGUGACUACAAUCUGGUGGUGGAUGAGGACCAACCCUCAGAGCCCCCCAGCCCGGCCACCACCCCCUGCGGAAAGGUACCCAUCUGUGUUCCUGCCCGUCGGGACCUGGUGGACAGUCCGGCCUCCUUGGCCUCUAGCCUUGGCUCACCACUCCCUAGAGCCAAGGAGCUCAUCCUGAAUGACCUUCCCCCCAGCACUCCUGCCUCCAAGUCCUGCGACUCCUCCCCGCCCCAGGACGCGUCCACCCCUGGGCCCAGCUCGGCCAGUCACCUCUGCCAGCUCGCUGCCAAGCCAGCGCCUUCCACGGACAGCAUCGCCCUGAGGAGCCCCCUGACUCUGUCCAGUCCCUUCACCACGUCCUUCAGCCUGGGCUCCCACAGCACCCUCAAUGGAGACCUCUCUGUGCCCAGCUCCUAUGUCAGCCUCCACCUGUCCCCUCAGGUCAGCAGCUCUGUGGUAUACGGACGCUCCCCCAUGAUGGCAUUUGAGUCUCACCCGCAUCUCCGAGGGUCAUCUGUCUCUUCCUCCCUACCCAGCAUCCCUGGGGGAAAGCCGGCCUACUCCUUUCACGUGUCUGCGGACGGACAGAUGCAGCCCGUGCCCUUCCCCUCGGAUGCACUGGUGGGCGCGGGCAUCCCGCGGCACGCCCGGCAGCUGCACACGCUGGCACACGGCGAGGUGGUCUGCGCAGUCACCAUCAGCGGCUCCACGCAGCACGUGUACACGGGCGGCAAGGGCUGUGUGAAGGUGUGGGACGUGGGCCAGCCUGGGGCCAAGACGCCCGUGGCCCAGCUCGACUGCCUGAACCGAGACAACUACAUUCGCUCCUGCAAGUUGCUGCCAGAUGGCCGGAGUCUGAUAGUGGGCGGUGAGGCCAGCACCUUGUCCAUUUGGGAUCUGGCGGCGCCCACCCCCCGUAUCAAGGCCGAGCUGACCUCCUCGGCCCCGGCCUGCUACGCCCUGGCCGUCAGCCCCGACGCCAAGGUUUGCUUCUCCUGCUGCAGCGAUGGCAACAUUGUGGUCUGGGACCUGCAGAACCAGACUAUGGUCAGGCAGUUCCAGGGCCACACGGACGGUGCCAGCUGCAUUGAUAUUUCCGAUUAUGGCACUCGGCUCUGGACAGGGGGCCUGGACAACACGGUGCGCUGCUGGGACCUGCGGGAGGGCCGCCAGCUGCAGCAGCACGACUUCAGCUCCCAGAUUUUCUCCCUGGGCCACUGCCCUAACCAGGACUGGCUGGCGGUCGGAAUGGAGAGUAGCAAUGUGGAGAUCCUGCACGUCCGCAAGCCGGAGAAAUACCAGCUGCACCUCCACGAGAGCUGUGUGCUGUCCCUGAAGUUUGCCUCCUGUGUCCAAGGAGUCAUCCUCAGUCCUGAGUUGUGACAUCUCCAGAAAUAACAAAUACAUCGUGACAGGCUCGGGGGACAAGAAGGCCACUGUGUAUGAGGUGGUCUACUGAGAUAUGACCCCCCCUUCCUGUACCCGAACUCCGGACUCCUAGGGGAAGCAGCAGCCGCCUCGCAGCCCUGCCUAGGAACCGUUCAUCCCACUGCUCUCUGGCCAACAGCUUCACACCUUCCCCUGCUGCAUGUGGGGGCCGAUGGGCAGAGGACCUUGGUAGAAAUAAAAUGUAUUUAUCACA